AUGGAGACAAGACUCAACAAAAAACAAAAGGAAACAGAAGAACGUUAUAGCGAGGAAGGAAUAGAAAAUGUAGACGAAGAAAUUAGUAUUACAGAAACAACAAUCAAGGAGAGUACCACAGAAAUGUCAACAAUGGAUAGGAUAUUACAAAUGCUACAGGUACAGGAAGAAAACAGUAAAAGACAGGAAGAAAACAGUAGAAGACAAGCAGAAAAAAUAAAAAAAAGUAUAGAUGAAAACAGUAAACGACAAGAUCUAGGUUUUAAACAAAUGGAGCAAAGACUAGAACAGCAUAAAGAGGAUGUACAAAUGUAUUUAAAACAGAUGAAACAUGAAGUAGAGCAGAAAACAAAGGAAAUUAGCCAAAAUUUAGAAAAACAUACCAAGAAACUAAAGAAUUUGGAGAAACAUGUAGAAGAUAGAGACGAGGAAAUAGAGGAUAGAUUUAAAAAAUUGGAUAAGAAACUAUUGGAAGUAAAAUCACAACAUAAUACUGGAGAAAGAAGACAAGUAAUUAUACACAAUGGAGCAGAAAAUAAGGUCCAAUUUGGCGGGGAUAUAAAGAAACAGCACCCAGUCCCGUUUAUUAGGAUGCUUAAAAAUAAAAAACAAGUAUAUGAAGAGUUUGAAGAGGCUAAGGAUAUGAUAAGGACUCAUUUUAAGGAUGGAACAGCAUUAUGGUUCGAGAGUAAGCAAAAUGAGUUGCAAGAUUGGGAAGAAUUUGAAAGAAAAUUUUUGAGAUAUUAUUGGGGAAAAGAGAAACAGAUGGUCGUGAAUAGUGAACUACAAAAUGGAAAAUAUGAUGAGAAACUAGGAAUAUCCGAAGAGAAAUAUGCAUUGCAAGUAUACGCCAGUGGGCAAUAUUUAAAUUAUAAUUAUUCGGAAGAACAGCUAGUUGAAUUGAUAGCAAGACAUUUUGACAAUACAAUGGAAGACUAUGUCACCUUGCAAGGAUAUAGGGACAUGGACAGUUUAUGCCAGUUUUUAGUUGUAAGAGAGGCUCGAAGAAAAGAAAGAAGGACCGAUAGACAAACGGAAAACAAUGGGAACAACCAAACAAACCGCACAAACAACUACAGACAGUCUCGUAAUGAAAAUCCUUACCGAUACAAUGGAUAUAGGGAUAAUGAGGGACAAAGAUAUACAAACAAUUUUAAUCAAAAUAGAUAUGAACAGAAUAGAAAUGGAUAUCAUCAAAAUAGAUUUCAAAACAGUGGGAGAAAUUAUAACAAUCAACCAUAUGAGCCAAAUGCAGGUCGGGAAAAUUUUAAUAGAGAAAACCAAUAUAACAACAACAAUGGACAAGGAAGAGAACAGAACAGAGAAAUAAACAGCCUAAGUUUCACCAGAGAAGGAGAAAAUGAACAAGGACACCAAGAAAUGGACAAUGUGGAAGUAGAAAUCAAUAGAGCAGGGUCGUCUUUUCAGGAGGGCACUCACUAA
Molecule: messenger RNA, 1443 nt
Organism: Diabrotica virgifera virgifera (western corn rootworm)
Lineage: Eukaryota; Metazoa; Arthropoda; Insecta; Coleoptera; Chrysomelidae
Exons: 1
Coding region: 1-1443 (480 amino acids)
Source: RefSeq, a predicted model, not a curated record